AUGGACGAAUACACUAUUGAAUAUAUCCUCGAGGCUAAGCGCCUGUCUGCGACGGACGGUAUCCCCUUCUCAGGCCAAUUACCCCCAGAGAAAAAGAAUUAUGCUCAAUACGAGUAUAAAAUCAAAUCACUCCUAAUCGACUACGCGACUGCGGAUGAACCUGCUACGCUAGGAGUACGUAAUGGUCUUCGAUGGAAAAUGAUGUAUAAAGUCUUCGACUUCCCUCCCCCCCUCCACCUCCUUCAAGCUGCGGCCAAGACACAAUUACCGAGCGCAGAAGUCGAACAGAUGUCAACAUUACCGAACUUGUUGCAGAGGGUCUUCACCAAGGUGGUGCAGCAAUCCUCAAGCCGAAACGGUCUCUCCCGGGACGAAACCGGGCUCAUCCUGACCGUCUGGAUGACGGUGCAGCUAAUCCUGUGGCUGCGGCCCGGGCUGGAUCUCAGGAUGCCUGUCUACUUCAUUUUCGGUCAUGGCAGCGGAUCACUACAUACCGCCUGGCUGCUGGAGAUCCUGAACGCCCGCACGGCCCUCGAUGAGGACGUCCCGUCUGUCGUGGACCCAAGUGGCCUUCCGUCCGCCCCAGGUGAACUGCGAUUCAAACACCCAACAGUCGAUGGUGCUGAAGUCGUGAUCUCCGUCAUGUCAAGGUCUGGGGCGAGCCAUGGGGCGAGCGACGAGGCAGAGUGA
Messenger RNA from Pleurotus ostreatus (oyster mushroom), 690 nucleotides. RefSeq lists its product as uncharacterized. The record is from RefSeq and is a predicted model, not a curated record. NCBI's taxonomy places the organism in Eukaryota, Fungi, Basidiomycota, Agaricomycetes, Agaricales, Pleurotaceae. The transcript is spliced from 7 exons. The coding region runs from base 1 to 690 and encodes 229 amino acids.